This is a messenger RNA of Desarmillaria tabescens, 1476 nucleotides long. RefSeq lists its product as uncharacterized. The transcript has 3 exons. The coding region runs from base 62 to 1321 and encodes 419 amino acids. The record is from RefSeq and is a predicted model, not a curated record. Lineage: Eukaryota; Fungi; Basidiomycota; Agaricomycetes; Agaricales; Physalacriaceae.
UUCCUGCUUCCACGACGCCCUCUGCCCUGGUAGUAAAGCAAGAUUUUUCUCAAAGUGUACCAUGCCGGAUGGGACUCCGAUUCGUCGCCUUCCGCCAGAGCUGCUCGCCGAGGUCUUUGAGCGGACAGUCCCAACGAGUAGCUCAAGUUGGCUCACCAAUAUCAGAGAAGUCCCUUGGAUACUCGGACAUGUCUCCAGCUCCUGGAGAAAACUUGCGCUUUCCCUUCCUUCCCUCUGGUCCUCCAUUUACAUUGACGAAUAUCGCAAACGCACCGUUCCUAUGUUGAAAUUAGCAUUGGCUCGUUCCGGAACGGCACCCCUCACUCUUCAUCUCUAUCUUUCUUUCAUGGGUGCUGAUCAGAUGAUGGAGUUGUAUUCAAUUCUCUCCAAUGAGUGUUAUCGCUGGAAGAGUAUCAGCAUCACUCUCGAAAGCUAUUCCAACGAAGCAGCUCAACAAUUCUUUUCACUAAUUGUUCCAGCUGACUAUCCUAUACUCGAGUCGUUUAGCUUCAUAAUGGAUGCUCCUUUCUCUCAUCUGGGAGUCUUCCCCGCCGGAUUCUUCGAUAGGGCACCCAUGUUACACGACAUCCAUAUGUUUCCAUCACUAACGAACGACAUUCCUUGGUCUCAAAUCACUACAUUCAUCUCCUCCACUAUUACUGUUGAACAACAGUUUGUCCUCCUUCGUGAAGCCCCACAGCUCCAAACUCUUGAAGUCGAGGAUUACCGAGGAACACACGUGCUCUCCGUGGAGAAUUCUUAUCCCCUUGUUCAUGCUUCCUUGACCACAUUCAGGGCCCCGGAUAUAUCAACCUUUUCAUCUUUGACUCUCCCGGCUCUCACCAAUCUCUAUAUCAACAAUAUCGUGGACAAGAAUGACGCAGACAAAUUCUCAGCAUUUGUCAGCCGGUCAGGCUGCCCUCUCGAAUCACUGCGUUUCCCAUUUGCAGCAUUCUCCUUAUCCCUCGUCGACACAUUUUCGAGUCUGCCGACCCUACGCGAGCUCAACACCGCGUUCUUCGACGGAGAUGUGACACCGCUCUUAUCGGCCCUGAGCGCCCCACCGCUGAUCCUUCCCAUACUGGAGGACCUUGAGCUUAACCAGGCGUUCGGUACCCUUAAUUUGAGGAUGGUUGUUGCUUUGGCCUCAUAUAGGCACGAGCAUACACCUCUGCGGUAUCUCACGAUGGAGAGUAAGAAGAUCUUGCCGAAGCGCCUGCAAGCGCAACUUCCUCAUCUGACUGCUUUGCGAGAGCUGCAAGGGAGAGACUUUGUUCUGAACAUUUUAGAGAGUGGCAAAGAUGUUUUGAAUCGACGUUGAUUCUUGUACGAAACGGCGUCCUGAAAAUGGACUAAUCCAUAUUCUUGUGAUGGGUUUGAAGAAACAGUUCUAGUCAGCGUGGCGAAGGCAGUAUACCCUUUUCUUUCUCCCUUAUUGCAGCUUUUGGUGCUCACGCAAGCGCGAGCUAUAAAAAA